Molecule: messenger RNA, 3041 nt
Organism: Malus domestica (apple)
Lineage: Eukaryota; Viridiplantae; Streptophyta; Magnoliopsida; Rosales; Rosaceae
Molecular function (GO): catalytic activity
Source: RefSeq, a predicted model, not a curated record
CUGGACUCAGCAGUCAAAAAGUCAGCCCCUAAAUUGGAGUGGGACCCACAGCCAUUCCUCUUUUCCCCACAGAACCUCCACGACUACAGCCCCAAGCCUCCAACGCCCAAAAACCCCACCAAGUCCCUAGAAUUCACGGGUACUUUGUCUCCCUACAAUUCGAUCUCUUCCUCCUCGAUCGCUCAAUGCUGAUGUGGUCAGAUAAAUUCAGAAUGGGCAUUUAUUUAUGGAUAUGAUUUGUCCAGUACUUGUAGAUCACUGCAUUUGAAAUUGUUUCUUGAGUGAGCUGAACUAGUUUUAUAGGAAGAAAGUAUUUGUUGAUAUGAGCCUGUUCCCUUGGGCCUGAGUAAUGGCGGGAGGUGCAAGAUUUGAGAUGAGUUCAGCCAGUCCAGAGGACUUGGCCUUCGCUGGGGGCCAUCCAAAUCGGCUGAGGGGAAAUUACCCUGGUUCCAGUUUCGAUAGGUCUGGAAGCUUCCGUGAGGGUGGUGAGAGUCAGAUGCUUAGUUCUGGUGCUAGUACUCCAAGGGGCAAUGGUACUUCGGCAGGAAAUUUGCCUCCACUACCUCAGUGUUUACUGUUAGAUCCUAUUACAAUGGGAGAUCAGAAGUUUACUCCCUUAGGUGAGCUAAGGAGGGUUCUGGGAAUGCCUUUUGGGGGCAGUGUAGAAGACAAUCCAUGUGAAGCAGCUAAUUUGAAGCCCCACACUCCAGUGGCUACAGAGGACCUAAAAUGGUUCAAAGACGGGGUGCUAGUGGCCUCAAACAAGGCCAGGGUUAGAGCGAAAAGGUUGGAUGAAUCCAUAGACAAAUUGAACAGGUAUUGUGAAGCUUUAAACUUAAAGAAGCAGCAAAGGAGUGAGUUUAUAACAAAUGAAAGAUCAGGUGGGUCAAACUUGCUGAAGGUGGGAGCUUCGAGAAACUCUUCAGAUCCUAUGAAUCAAAGGCUGGAGGUCAGGAAUAAGUCUGUUGUGAUGAAUAGGCGAGUUCGCUCAUCGGUCACAGAAAUAAGGGCUGAAAGCAAAAAUAAUGUGCUGACAAGGCAGCCUGUGGUCAUGGGAAAAGAUAGGGAUAUGCUUAGAGGUGGAGGCUCUGAUCUCAUUGAGGAAAAGAUUCGCAGACUACCUGCUGGAGGGGAAGUAUGGGAUAAGAAAAUGAAAAAGAAGCGUUCUGUAGGCACAGUAUUUAGCAGGUCCAUGGAUGGUGAUGCAGAGCUAAAGCGAACCUUGCAUCAUAAACCUAAUGAGGAGCCUUGCCCCCAAGCCUGUGAUGCCCAAAGUUUCAGAUCAGGGUCAUUUACUGGUGGUAAUGGCAUUAAUAAGUUAGAUUCUAAUUCCUUGCCUUCCAAUGCAAAUGGUCGUAUUAUGCUCAAGAAUGAGUUGGACAAGGUCUCUCUUACAAGGGAUUUAACGUCUGGGUUGACUAAGGAGCGACUUGUACCAAAGGGAAACAAUAAAUUAAACGUUCGCGAUGAUAGUCAAACACUCAAUCCUGAUCCAGUGACAAAAGGAAAGGCUUCAAGGGCGCCAAGAAAUGGCCCUGUAACUGCAUGCACCUCAUCUCCUGGUCGUCCUCGCACAUCUGGAACACCUGAGGGAUGGGAACAACCUCCAAGUAUAACAAAAAAUCAUUCGGUGAGUGGGGCUACCAAUCGCAAACGUCCUAUGCCUACAGGAUCAACCUCUUCCCCCAUGGCUCAAUGGGUUGGUCAAAGACCACAGAAAAUGUCUCGAACCAGAAGAUCAAAUCUAGUGUCGCCUGUGUCAAACCAUGAAGUGCAGAUGCCCUCAGAAAGCUGUUCCCCUUCUGAUGUGGGUGGUAGAUUAAAUUCUUUUGGGACCAAUGGGCUGCUUCAGAAGAGUGUUGCGAUUGGUGCCAAGCAGAUUAAAAUUAAACAGGAAAUAGUUUCAUCUCCUGCCAGAUUAUCUGAAAGUGAAGAAUCUGGUGCUGGUGAAAAUCGUGAAAGUAGAUUGAAAGAGAAAGGACCAGGUUGCAGUGAAGUAGAUGAGAAGGCUGUGAAUGAUGUUCAGAAUACUGGUUCUUCAAUAAUGCCUACAAAGAAGAAUAAAUUGCUCAAUAAAGAGGAAACUGGAGUUGGUGUUCGGAGACAGGGAAGGAGUGGAAGGGGAUCAUCAGUUUGUAGGGCUACAACUGUAACUACAAGGGAAAAAUUGGAGAAUCCAGCCUCGGCAAAGCCAUUCAAAAGUAUGAGGCCUGGUUCCGAUAAAAAUGGAAGUAAGGCAGGGCGUCCUCCUCUGAAGAAAUUGUCAGAUAGGAAGGCGUUUGCUUUUCCGGGCCAUAUAUCUACCAACGGUUCCCCUGAUUGUGCAGGUGAGCCAGAUGAUGACCAUGAAGAACUUCUGGAAGCUGCAAAUUUUGCCUGUAAUGCCAACAUUGUUUUUGCAGAUUUGGCCUGUUCUAGUUCAUUUUGGACGAAAAUGGAACCAAUUUUUGGUCCUGUCAGUUUAGAGGUGGUAUCCUACUUCAAGGAGCAGCUCAUAUCUGUGGAGGAGAAUGAUGAAUGCCUGUCUCUGAUGUUAGGCAAUGCCAAUAAUGUUUCGGGUGAUAUUGUGCAUGAAGAGAACUUUUUGUCCAAGACUCUUAUUUCUGGACCUUACAAGUGCAACGUGCAAGACCAAAUUCAAAAAGGAGGUGUAUCUUGUGGACAAUUAGACUCAGAAGGAAUGAAGAAAGUGCCUCCUUUACCAGAGAGUAUUAUCGGCUCUAAUCAUGGAAGAUGACAUAGAAGAAUUUGAAAAAGACAUUCACUGGAGAACUAUGUCUUUACAAUAUAAUGGGGACAAUUCUCCUGGUGUUACAUGUGCCUCUAUUACUGUUGAGCCAAGGAACAGGAUCGGGAUCCAGUUUGCAAAUAAUACAGAUUUGGGUUUGCAGACUCUCAAGCAAUGUUCCAUUGACAGUUACCCUUACAAUGGGGAUAGUGGCUUCAUGAAUGCCACAGGAAUCUGUAAUCAAUUAUACAGUAAUGAUUAUUCAAAAGUAGAUUUUGGAGUAUUGCGUUCAGAGAGUGGGAUGUUCCCUGUG